UUGUGGUAGAUAGUGUGGUUAGGUCAUCAACGCAUAGCUGCUACGAUGCAGGCUGUGAGACGCCUGUCAGUGAGGUGUAGGAGCAGGCCUGGCUCCUUCCAUGUCUCCUUCAUAGGAGAAGCACAGGCCUGCUCAGCACUUUGUUGCUGCAUUGGAACAAAUGAGCACAAAAGGUGAAACCAUGAGGUGCAUGCACACAAAGGCAGCCACUCAGAUGGAAAUGGCAUCGUGACGUGUACUCUGAUACACAACUGUGUACUCAGGACAAGAGUUCUCUCAGCCUCGCACACUGUGAGUCACUUGCAAUUUCAAGUUCUGGGAUGGAGUCACUCUUUUUUUCCAUAAACUGGUUUUAAAAGUGAUUAGAGGAACUAGUAAAGAAGAAUGACUGAACCAUCUACUAAGACAAUCUAGAUUUAUGUUUUACAGAGUAGGCAUGCAUCAAAGAAGUUAGCUUAAUAUUUCAAUCGAGAACUUGGGAAAUGGAAGAAUUUCUGUUUUAACUUGCCAUAAUAAAAACACAUAACCAACUUUUGCCUGCAUAAAGCACUACAAACAGGAAAAAGGACUCUGCUGUAGGAAAGCAUUUGGAUUUAUUCUGACUUUCCUUCACAUAAAACAAGGACAGAAUGACAACAGUGACAAUCUAAUGCAUAAUGAAAUUUACCAAAUGGAAUUUUAUUUUUUUAGUUGCUGGAAUUAUAGUUUACACAGCUGAUAUUGGAGUGGAUUUCUGGGUUGCUAGUAAAUAUUUCUAUGAGGGACAAUAUUGUUGGGCUAUUCUGAUACUCUGUUUUAGAAGCCUUUCGUCACUAAUAACUCAGAUAUUCAGUUAUCAAUGGUUUAAAAAUGACUGGAAAGGUACUGCUCCUGGGAAGCUAGAUUGGAUCUUUCUAGUUCAUUUCUUUCAAUGUGGAAUUUUUAUAAGAUAUUGGUUUGCCUUGAAGUAUGGUUGCCAAGCUGCUUUUAGACAAGACAGCAUUGGAGAUGUAUCAAAACCAGACCCUCCCAACAUCAUUCAGAAACAAGCUAUUGAUGUACUGACUGAUAUUAACAUGCUCAGGGUAUUCAAGACUUUUCUUGAGACCACACCACAGCUCUUUGUUCAGAUUUACAUACUCAUGGAACACAACAAUCAUAAUUUCUAUCAACAUGCUGCCAUUAUUAUUUCAUUUUGUGGUAUUUCCUUUUCAAUGGUUGAUUAUCAAAUAUCACUACGAAAAUCUCUCCCUGAUAAAGAGGAACUGCAAGUGCUUCCCAAGUUAGUGUAUCUCUUCUAUAAACUGUUCACCAUCACUUCUUGGAUACUCAGUAUUUCACUGGUCACUGUACUAAGUGUUAGAAGUUCUAUAAUUCUGCUGAUACUUCUUUGGAGCUGUGGCUUUGCCUGGACUUUGAAACAGCACACAACAUUUUGCAAAUCCAAGGAGAUGGAGUAUCUGUACAGAACUGUUGUUGGAAUCAUUCUACUUUUUACUUUUUUUAACAUAAAGGGGAGAAAAACAAAAGCUUGCAUUUCUAUUUAUUAUGCUACUCACACCCUUGUAACUGUAGGUAUUUUGCUUGUAUAUUUGUUUUGGAAACCUGCUGUUAUCAAGGAAGUACAUCUUACAAUUGUGAGCAUCUUAACUAUUCUCAGUCUGGUGUUAGGUAUUAUUUUUCUUGCUGUUUAUUACAAGUAUUUUCACCCCACUACUUAUUGCAAGCAACAGACAUUUUUUGAUGAAGUUGAUAGAAGGGGAGGAGACAACAUGGAAGCUGGUAGAUUUCAAAAUUUCAUAAUGCAAUGAGCAGUGUAGGUUUUGGUGUAGAUUGCAAAGCAAACACUUGCUGCAGAGUGUGCUUCUCUGCCUUUGUUUCUUAUGUAUUUUUAUGAAGCAGCACUGGAAUUAUUGGCUCUGAAUAACUUUUCCAUGAUGUUAUAUAAAGUGCCUUUAUAACAUGAAUAUUUUUCUAUGUGCUAGUCAGUGUUACUUUUUAAAAGGAAUCUAUUUAUGCAUCUGACCCAAUUCACUGUUUACUUUUUAGCAGUGCAAAUAAAACAUAGGAAAACUAAAAGCAGGUCAAAUGAAAGUUAGCAUUACCAAUGUAUUCUGUAUAUUUAUGUUAAUUCUGUUAAAAGCAAGGCUUAAUUUUCUUGCUGGAAGGAAGUGUAUUUGAAAUAUUGAGGGGUGAUGAUCUGUGAGCUGGCUGUUUCUUCCCAUUACUGUAAGAGUUGCAGUUUUUAUAUAGACAAGCAUAGAUACAAACCUCACUGCCUUCUCCUUAAACAUCCCAUGAAGAAGAAUAGGUUUGAUUUAUGACCUAAUCACUGUCAUGCUACAAGAAAACAUGAGGAGUUAUUUUAAAGCAUUUUAUCUUCUAGGUGUUUUAAUGACUCCUUUAUUGCUUUUAUUCUGCUAAUCUUUCACACACCCUUUAUUUAGGAGUGAUGCCAGUUUGUUGUUCUGCACUAUAAUAGCAGCUUGAGUGAUUUAUUGACAGCAAUACAUGUCUCAGGAAUAAAGGAAGAACUAUCUUCCUUGAAGCUUUCCUAUCCUCUUGAGCUCCAGGAUACGAUACUUAAAUGCUGGUUUCCAUUGAAGGAGGAAGUUAUGCAAGGUAUGCAGUGAUACAGCUUCUUUAGUCUUUGUCACCAGCCACAGCUUUUUCAGAAAUGAAACCUUAGGUGAAGUCUCUCAGAGCUGAUGAGUUUUACAUCUGAGUUAUGAAAAAUGGGCUUCUCUCCUCUGAUAAUUCACAUUUCCAAUUUGCAUAGCCAGAGGCAAAGGGAGGAAACAGUGCUUGAAAAGGAGACUAGAGAUAAGCACUGCUGAUAAACUUUGCCAGGAACAAAAUCUGUUAGAAUUAUUGAUUGACAGCAAACAUCUCUUAAACUCUGGGGGAGGGCUGAUGCUUCGGUUGACACUUUGGGUGCUGAAGAGUUGUUUUCUGUGCCUUUUGUCCAGACUGCUGACUACCCUGUGACUAUUACUCUUCCAGCCUAAGCAGAGCUCAGUGAAGUUUCUAAACGUUCCCUUCCUGUUGUAUUGUCAAAUAAUUGCCUUCACAGUUGUCUUCACAACACCAACCCCAUUUACAUCUCUAUAAUCCCAUUUGUGGAAAUUAAUUUCUAAGUGCACAGCACGGACUGCAUCAUUUGUCUUUCUGAGGCUGCACAUGAAAAAGCAGUGUAUUAUAAAGAGAUUACUUCUGAAAAUUCCUCAUCUCCAACUUAAAAAAAAAACAACAAAAAACCAAAACCACAAUCCAUGAGACUUGAGCAAUACUUUUCCUUAAAUAAAUAUAUCAACCAACACUUCUUUCUACUCUGGAGAAGGGAUUUAUUUGCCAUGCAAGUGCUGCAAGAGGAAUAGAAAAGGCAUAAGGCAUAAAUGGCAUCCUUCUGCGUAUACCAUGUUUAUCCCAAGUUUCAUCUCCAUUCUCAAUGGCACAUUUAUUACUAGUGCUGGUGCUUUGGCAGCAAAAUACAUGGUUUUAGUAUGAAUAUACUACUCUUUUUCUACAAUAAAUAAAUAAAUAAAUAGGAUCCUAAAUAAUGAAGACUAAAAUUCCCUUAUUUGUCUACGCUUUUAUUGUUUGCUCAUCUGAAAUCAUGAGAAGGGACUACGGAAAGGUAGGGUAGGAAACUAAGAAAAUCAUCUUGCAGAAAAAAUACUUUUUUUUUUUUCCUAACUACUACUUGGAAGACGACCUCAAAUCUUGCACAUUAUCUGGGAAGCAGAUCUCUGGGGAAACAUGAGCUUCUGAGAAACUGAGCAUCAGACUUUCAGCCCUGGGGCCUCCAGGUUGUCUGCCUGCUUGCCAGAUGCUAGAAACGUGGAGCCUGAGUUGUGCUGGAGGAAGGUUAGUUUAUGCUGAAACAAAGCAAACUUGUCCUAGUGACUUUUUUUUCCUCCCUUUCAGCAAACUGACAAAUACCAACUGAAAGUAUUUCAUUGUCAUAUCUCUAUCUGACUCUUAACACUUUUUUUUUUCCAUGAAAGUAAAAGUGUACGGUGCGCUGGCUUCUAUUGCUCCCCUUUUGCAUUCUCCUUAGGUCUCAUCAUUCCCUCUUCUGAGCUACAGAAGAGGAAUGCUAUAUGGAAGUUAAUUUGGCAACAAAGGGAUCUAUGUCAUAGUUUAUAUCACACUAGCACACACACCUUAUACUUAACUUUAAUUCCCCAUUUUAUGCUUGUGUGUUCUUGGGGAUCUAAGUUCAUUCUUAUUCUAAACUUCGGAACAGAUCCUUUGGAAAGCCAUACAGGUUCUUUUCGUAAAGCUUAAACAGAUCUUUGGUACCCUACCAAAGAUACCAAAAUGAAAAAAAUCUCCAUUUUGCCACUAUCAGUCAGAUGACCUUGAAGAAAAGUGAAUUCCUGUCAGGAUGUCCCUUGUAGACUUUUUUUUCCCCCACAGUUUGAAUAUCCCCCCUUUCUUCUUGACCUUACAUUCAAUAUUUUCUCUUAAUCAAUGAAUUCAAUGACUUUGAGUACAUUUGGUCAUCCUAAUUCACUGUAGCAGGGAGAGGGAAAGGCAAGAAAGCAUAUGGAUUGGUUAUAGACACAUUUCAUGCCAUCAGAGGCCAUUCAGUCAAAACAAAUAAACCCCCACUUCACCAAGGUGUAAAGUUCAAACAAUAGAUAUUACACACGUUCUUUCUGUUCCCUGACUACUCUUAAAAUUCAGCUGCCACUCAGUUUAUGCAUUGUGCCUGACCUUGUCAUUUUAAUCUAACUGCAAAUUGAAAACAAAUGUUUUUUCUUUCUUUUUUUAAAAGAAAUUUUUUUAGGUCCAUUACAUCUUACAAGAAGUAUUUUAAUAAGUUAAAUAAAAAUAAUAAGCAAUUUCUUCCUGUUUUGACUACUGUCAGGCCUGAGUGAGAGGGACAACAUUCAACAGAAUUGUUUUAAUUAUCCUACUAAUAUUCAAUGUGGCAUUUGAUGGCAUUGGUGAGCUCACCUGAUGUACCACAGAUAGCACUGAUUUAUGAAGCCAUAAUUGGGGUUCCAAUAAACAUUUGUCAAAAUAAUGUAUUCAUUCAAACCAAAGUCUUCUUUAUUUAUUCGUAUAAAAGAGCACUUAACUUUCAACAAAGAAUUGCCAGCCAUCAAAAACACUCCAUAAACAGAGGAAAUUUAUGAAGACGCAGUACCAGAGGGUGAUCAGUGAAAGACUAAAGUUCACUUUAACCCUUCAGGGUGCUCCAUUCUGCCUCUUCCUUGUUAUUUGGACUGUACAUAUUUCUUCCUAAGAGCCCCAAGCCCAGAGGUUAACCUUUGCAUAUUUACACAUUCAAAGUACUAGACCUCUUUUCUACCAUAGUCUUACAUCACAAAGACUCUUUCAAACCUAUGAUCUUUCAUUUACAUUGUAUGGUAUAGAAGUAUGUAUGCAACACAAAGGUAGUUGGUUUUAGACUUACCAACAUUUUUGCCUGAACCUGAAGCAAUGUAUGUAUUUGUAUUUAACUCCAGCUGAAUAAUUUUCACAUUCUCUCUCUCUCCACUCUUCUGUAUUUCCUUCCUAUCAGUUUAGCUUAAUUUUAUAGAUUUUUUUUUUUGUAGAGUGAUAGCAAAAUAGUGGGGCUGUACAACUGAUAAUUGAAUGAAGUGCAGAUAUCCCCUUAGGAUCCAUCUUCUUCAGAUUUUUUUGUUUUGUUUUUAAUCUCCAGAUGUCUAGCAUAUAACAAAUAGGAGUCAGUGAAGAUUCCUUCUAUGAGAGCCUUACAUUUAUCAGCUUAGCAAGAAUGCACCUUUUUAGGUUAAGGACUAGCACUUUAAACUUUCCUUAACCUGACAACUGUUGAAAUAACAAACUGCACUGGCCUUUUGAUAUUAUGUGUUGUAGCUAGGUUAUGCAUGCGUUUCUAUUUUCAGGAACAUUUUUAUUUUUAAGUACACACAUUUGUAAAUAGUAGAGCAGAAUAAGGAAGUGUAGUAAAGAUUUUAGGUGAACACUCAUGUCUUAGUUAAAUGAUAUAUUCCGAUUUCACCAUUCUCAAUAUACAGUCUUCAUUAUUAUUGUCACUGUUACUGGCACUUUGUCUAGGAGUCCAGGAUAACAAGAAAGAACUUAUGUCUAUUGGAAUGAGAAUGUAACGAAAAGUUGCUAGUAAAGUCUUCUGGCUCAGCACAUAAGUGAUCUUAAGUCUCUCUGAUUAAACACAAGUAUUUUUUUCUUAAAGUGGACAUACAGACACAUUGGAAAAGAGAGCUAUCUAUUUGGUUCUGUGGGAAGUAGAUGAAUCAAGUCUAAAUAUCCAUGGACAAUUUUUGGCUGCUGUGAUAGAAAAAUAAGUUCCAAAUCUACAGGCUUGGAGGUCACUUUUAAGCAUGAAGUUGGAUAGGAUGACAUGCCGAACAGUCAACAUGAACUAAGUAGCUUUCAGUAUUAUUCCAUGUAGCAUGCUCCAUGCAUUAGAUCAAGCCUAAUGUCUGUUGUAUUGUAGAGUAGGAAGGGACCUCAGAUGUCAUUUUAUAGUUUGCUUGUCCCAAAGCAGCACCAUCAUGCCAAUCUUGGUAGAAGCCUUCUGACUUGUUUGGAAAAAUAUAACAUCCCAGGUAAUCUCCCCUAGAUCUUUGUCAGAAGCCUGCUACAUCAAUUUCCCAUUAACUAGAGAGGGAACGCUGCCUACUAGCUUUUUCAGAUAGGUAAUGUUAGGUGAGAAAUCAAUGUUCUUAGAGUAAUUCUAUUACAUACAGCAGAACUGCAGGCAGCAAAUCAUGUCUCUCUUCGAGUUGUCUAUAUAGGGAGAACAGGGAUAUCCGUUCACUUCUUCUACCACUGAAAAGCUUAAAACUGAAUGAUGAGAAUACAUCUUUCUCCUAUAGACAGACUUUUCUGAAGUGUUGAGAUCUCUUGAAUUUUACUUGCUGCUUUUGCUUAACACAUUGUAUUUAGCAAUCUCAAUUGCUUAUUAAAUCCUUUGGACCAUUUCUAAAGACAGUUUUAAAAUAAUUAUCCUUCCUCUGAACUCAGAAUUAAUGUUCCAGGUUAGUAAGCAACCAUAUAAAUUUCUUUACAGUUAAAAAUACAUCAAGUUGUACUAGAUUUUGCUUAGGUAUAAAUUGCCAAUAUUAUCCUAAAAUACUUUCUCAGUUGAGAAGAAAAGUGAAAGAACUUAUUCCAAAGCAAAUUCUCUUUGCAUUCUCCACCAUGGCACUGACAACACAAUCUUAACUGAGUACGACAUUAUAGCUUGCAAAGCUAAAGGCAAGUAAUGAGCACAAGGGAAGGCAGGAUAUACCACAAUGUGGAUAAAGUUCUUUAAAAAUGACUUAAAUGACACUAAAAAUUUGCAUUGGCUAAUGAGCUUGAGCUUUGGGAACCAGUUAUUUUAAUCAACAGUUUUUUUUUUUUAAAAAAACAGCAACAUAAGCCAAGUUUCCCCCCCUCCUCCCCAAGUCUCCUGUCCACUUCCACUGUUCUUUUCAACAGCUUAGUGAGUUUUAUGAAAAGAAAUAAACAAGGUAGUUCCAAACUGUGGGGGGGGGAAAAGUGGUAUCAAAUUUUAAUUAGUGGCUUAAUGUCUAUAAUUAUAGUAAGACUUUAACAAUAAUUGUAGCUAUCACUAAUUUAUGCCUUUGAAAAAUGAAAACCCCAAAACCCCCCUCCAGCUUAUGUUCUCUCUCAAAUAUUUAUAUUAUGUAGUCAGCAUUGUAAUUCAGCCAGUUAGUUGUGGUCUUCCUCAGUCUGGAUGAACAACAAAAGUCUCAAAUCAUGUUUUGGUAAUGAGGGAUUGUGCACGGGAUAACAGAAGUAAAUAACUCACAAGCCUUUUCAAAGGCAGUAGCUUCUCACCCACCAAGCAGGGCUGGGCCUGUGGGGUUCAGCAGUUAAAGUGCUCUAUGUGAAAGAUGGAUGGCGACUUGUUUUCUACUUCAUGGCUUCUUAAGCUUAGCUAUUUUGGGAAAGGAUGGAGCAAGUUUUCAGCUCAAAUGCUUCAUAGAAAAGUAACAGAAUCCCAUGAAAAACACUAAGCCUCCCACUUCCAGCUUCAAUUUGUCAAUAAGAUGAGCAGAACCAGUGACUGUCAGAGUAACAAUUUGCUGUU
This is a messenger RNA of Meleagris gallopavo (turkey), 8038 nucleotides long. RefSeq names its product XK related 9 (gene XKR9). Lineage: Eukaryota; Metazoa; Chordata; Aves; Galliformes; Phasianidae. Gene Ontology annotation, cellular component: membrane. The record is from RefSeq and is a predicted model, not a curated record.